Molecule: messenger RNA, 549 nt
Organism: Tripterygium wilfordii
Lineage: Eukaryota; Viridiplantae; Streptophyta; Magnoliopsida; Celastrales; Celastraceae
Product: RING-H2 finger protein ATL66-like
Exons: 1
Coding region: 1-549 (182 amino acids)
Biological process (GO): protein ubiquitination
Source: RefSeq, a predicted model, not a curated record
AUGUGCUUAUAUAUGACAAUACAAAAUUUUAAUCUUUACAUCAAACAGAAGCAACUCUUGAUUUCUUUCACAUUGUCUUCCUCGGCUCCAGCUAUUGAGAUGGCUUUCUUUGUUUCCUUGUCCUUAACCUUAAUAUUUAUUGUCAUAUUCUUAAUCCUCCUAUUCCUAGAUUAUUACUUUGCUGUUCGAUUUGUUGAGUUGGCACUGUACAAUAACAACAAUCGCCACACCAACUCCGUCCCACCCGAGCAGGACCGCCGUAGAGGGCUGAGGAGGAAGAAUAUUAUUUCGUCUGCAGGCAUUGUUUUUCAAUACAAAAAAAGUCGUCAUGAAGAAGAAAAAGACGAAGAUAGUGACAAUAACGAUUGUGUGAUAUGUUGGGAAAAGUUUGAAGAAGGAGAGCUGUGUAGGGUUCUGAAUGGAUGCAACCAUGUCUACCAUCAACCGUGCAUAGAUAAGUGGUUCUUCAACGACGUUCAUUGCCCGAUUUGUCGGUUGUCCGUGCGAGGUGGACAUACCAUUGAAGAUGAAGUGCUCGACCAAGUAUAA